AUACAAUAUGUGUGAUCUGCGGUUGACCUCUCGAAAAUGCAAGAAUGUGUAAGGGUUGAAGCGUACUAUAGCGCAUGCGCGGGAUGCUAAUAGUUGUGCGCUGGUAGCAUCAGUUGCUAAGCAGUGGGAAGCGGCUCCAGGACCAGGAGAAGUCAUCUAAUCGCCCCAUCCAGUCACAGCCCUCAUACAGUCAUGCUUGGCCUUUAGUGCGGUAAAGUCUGAAGCCCACAGUCAUCACUAUGGCUGGAGAUGAACAGGGAGUCAUUGAGGUUGACCAAGAGCAAUAUGACGCAGAUGAAAAUGUCAAAAUCAUCUGUCUUGGGGACAGCGCAGUUGGAAAAUCAAAGUUGAUGGAGCGUUUCUUAAUGGAUGGAUUUCGUCCCCAGCGGCUUUCAACCUUUGCUCUAACGCUGUAUAAAUACACUACAACUGUGGAUGAUAAGACUGUCUUGGUUGAUUUUUGGGAUACAGCUGGACAAGAGAGAUUCCAGAGCAUGCAUGCUUCCUAUUACCACAAAGCUCAUGCGUGUAUCAUGGUUUUUGAUGUGCAGCGCAAAGUUACUUAUAAAAAUCUGUCUACGUGGUAUCAAGAGCUGCGAGAAUACCGGCCACAAAUCCCUUGUAUUGUUGUGGCUAACAAGAUUGACGCUGAUCGCCGCAUGACCCAGAAAGGUUUUAAUUUCGCCAAGAAGCACAACCUGCCAUUUUACUUUGUUUCUGCUGCCGAUGGUACCAAUGUAGUAAAGCUGUUCACAGAUGCCAUAAAACUAGCGGUAUCUUAUAAGCAGAACUCAAGGGACUUUUUGGAUGAAGUGAUGCGGGAGUUGGAGAACUUUGAGCUGGAGAAGCCGGAAGACACAUCUGAUAAAGAGGAAAUAUCUGAGGGCACAGAGUCCCCAAAGACUGUUUGAGGUGGCACUCACAGAGGCUAUGUUUAAGCAAUACUUUGAAGCAAUGUGCUGCUGUUAGCACCCACAACUUAUCAAUAAGAGUUCCCCCACAAGAAUGUCGAUGACCAGUUCGAGUUGGAAUCUGAACGCUCACAAGCCACGGCCAUGCUCCUGGUUGAGCGUCUACUCCGCCA
Messenger RNA from Hyla sarda, 1084 nucleotides. It is a transcript of the gene RABL2B, whose product is annotated as RAB, member of RAS oncogene family like 2B. The transcript is spliced from 10 exons. Gene Ontology annotation, cellular component: endosome; Golgi apparatus. Gene Ontology annotation, molecular function: GTP binding; GTPase activity. Lineage: Eukaryota; Metazoa; Chordata; Amphibia; Anura; Hylidae. The coding region runs from base 240 to 911 and encodes 223 amino acids. The record is from RefSeq and is a predicted model, not a curated record.